GCUGCGCGCGCAUGCUCCCUCCCGCCUCGGCUCUACACAUGAUGGCGGCCCGAGUCUCUGACGAAGUUCUGUGUAAGGAACUGGGCAAAUAUGGCGAGAAAGUUAAACUGCCUCUCAACGACAGCAAACGUUCGAUAUUACAGAAAAAACUCAAUCAUCUACAGGCCAAAAACAAACGCAAAUCUACAUCUAUACAGCAUAAAUCAUUCAACAAUGAAAUGUCUGGCUUUAGCUCGGAUGACGACUCGGCUUUGGUGAAUACAUCUACCACUAAAACUCUCCCAAAGUCGUCUUCUGCUAGUUCGAGAACGACCCGUGCUGCAGCCGCAGCAGCUGCUGCAUCUAAUAAUGCCAGCCCUCCUCCGUCUCCGUCAAACGUCCCCAAGAGAAGGUCGAUGUCAAAUCUCAACAAUAGCGACCAUCUUUCAGACAAUACGCACAACAAUUCAAAAUAUGGUUUACAUUCUCCGACAUCCGGAUCGAACCAGACGUCUAGGAAAUCUCCCGGCGUCAUAUCUUACCAUUCAUCUCUCGGUGGUAGUAACACCAGCAUAGACAGUUUACCUGGCAACAGCAUAUAUUCUAACCACCAGGUCCACCACAGACGGAGCGCAAACCUGAAGCCUCCAGUAACCACUUCCAGUCGUACAGGAAUCUACUUCGAUUCCACAGAUUCUGAUAUCGAUGCCGAUGAGGACGAGAACUCUAUAGCCUCCAAAUCUUCAACAUUCUCCAACAGCUUUGCUAAAAGCUCCCCUAUUUACUCCUCACACUACUCUCCGCUAUCGAGGACUGGUAAUUUCAGUUCGCCGACAUUGUCCGUUACAAGUACCCCUAAGAAGAAAACGACGCAGAUUCUAAACGAAUUCCGUCAGAAUUUCACCAAGACUCCACAAAACCCUUAUAAAAGCAACUUUUGGGAUAAUUACAUUCCGUAUGGCUUCAAUGGGAGUAGACAUGUCGGUGAGAAAAAUUCACACUGUAUCUCACGCAUUUUACCCAUCGCUAUGGUGCUAUUCUUCACUUUCUUGGGUAUUAUGUAUGUCCGCAAUUGGUCCGAGCCUAGUCUCUCUCCAGAGAACAAUAAAGCUUCCAAAUUAGUGGCUGGUGUGUGUUCUAAAUACUUGCAGAGAAAGUGUGAAACUGUUGACAUUGAUGGCAUCUUGAAACUAUUGAAAAUGUUUCGUGAGAAUUUGAGUAUCAGAUAUGGAAAUAUCCUGUGUGGUCAAAAUUCAAAUGGAAACAGUAAGAAUAUGUCUAAAGAAGUUGUCAGUCAAUUAAUUGCAGCUGAAGUCGAAGAAGAACCGAUGAUAAUUGAGCAGUUAAUUAUGUGGAUGAUUAUCAGCAAUGAAGACUGGGGUAUCAGACCAUUGACUGUAAAUGGUACCAUUCCUGAAAGAGUUGAAGAACUGGCUUAUGUGGAGAGUUACACUCCAUAUAUGAGUUUCACUUGUCGCCUUCGAAGAGCUAUCUUUGACACUAUAUACCAGUUGCUUUUGGGAUGUCUAGGGGUUGUUUUGCUUAUUUUAUUGCUGCGUUUUUGCUUGGUGCAGCACCAGAAGAAGGAAGAGGAACAGCAGCAAAUCUAUGAAAUGAUUGAGAAAAUAAUUGAUACACUAAAGUCUGAAUGUGAAGCAAUGUCUCGACAUGAUGAGGAGCCUUACCUAGCUGUACAACAUGUCCGUGACAAAUUAUUACAACCGUCAAAAAGGAAACAAUUGCUACCAAUCUGGAAGAAAGCUGCCAAAUUUAUUGAAGAGAAUGAAUCUCGAAUCCGACAUGAAACUCGAAUGAUUGAAGGAGAAGAAUUUGAUGUAUGGCGAUGGUUACCAGUCUGCUGUACUAAUUCUCCUCACAUGACUCAAUCCUUGAACCUGAAUAAUGGAGGUAAAAUUUGGCAAGGUCAAGCAUUUGGAGAACACGAUGAUAUCAGCAACAAUUCACCUCCGUACAGCCCUACACCAUGUCUGAAAGUGCGUAACAUGUUUAAAGCAGAUGUUGAAGAAGGUGAUGACUGGGAUGUACAUAUAGAAGAUGCAAUUUUAGAAAAAUGUAAAAAUAUCAAUGGAAUUCUUCACAUUCAUGUCGAUAAAUCUUCUAAAGAGGGAUGUGUCUACAUCAAAUGUGACAAUUGCGAAACUGCAGGUCAUGUGUACAGAUCUCUCCAUGGAUGGUGGUUUGAUAGACGUCUAGUGACAGUGAAGUACCUCCGGCUGGACAUGUACCAUGACCGUUUCCCAUCAUCUCGAGUUGCCGUUAAAGCUAUGAAACCAUCUUCACACAGCAGAACACAUUCAGUGUGUCAGCAGCCCAUACAACGAUACAGUCUACAGAUGACAUAGGUCACACCAAUGCUUUCCAGUGCCUUUCUUUCUCUCCAACAACCCCUUCCCUUUUUUCUCCUCUAUCUUAUACCCAUUGACAUUUCAUGGACUCUACAUACACUCUACUACCAUGUGACUUUUAUUACUGUCUAAAACAUGUUAUAAUAUUGUCAUAAUAUCAUCACCACUAUUAUCAUCAUCAUUACCAACUAUUGGCUAUUACUUCAUGUCAGUUUCCAUAGCUUUGUGUGUGUGCGUAUAUCUGUCUGUCUACCUCUCUCUCUGUGUUUGUAUGUGUGUGUGAGUGUACACCUGUUGUAUAUAUUGCUGCCCAGCAACUCUAUGAAUGUGUGUUUGUCAUAUAUAUAUAUAUAUAUUGCUAUAUAAGAGGACUUGUAUAUGCAGUGUAUUACAUCUAUAUGUUGCAGUGGUGUGCAUGUGUGUGCUUGUACAGACAUUAAUGUAUUGUUCUCUCUGUCUCUCUCAAUAUAUAUAUACAUAUAUAUAUAUAUUUAUAUAUGUAUAUAUAUAUAUGUGUGUGUGUGUGUGUAUGUAAUAUUUACAUACAUCCUCCCUCCUAUCAGAGUGUUUUGGUGUGUUCAUUAUUGUCCUGCCUUACCACAUCUUACACCAACAUAUUCUACCAACCACUCACCACCUACCUCAUAUUGAAACAUGAACAUUUUGAUGUUCACCAUUUCACUCACUCCCUCAUUUAAUCCUUGUUCCUUCCCCCUAUUCUAGAUGCUGCUGUAUUUUUAUUCUAUAACCCAUUUAUUUUAAGCUAAUUUAACUUCCAGUCAAACAAAAAAAAGGACCUUGCUUUUUGUCUGUUUUAUUUUUUCCUUGUGCGCGCGCGUGUGUGUGUGUGUUUAUUUAUCAUAUGUUAUUAUUGUUGUUACUAACUUUGCCUUCACAUAGGUUUUGUGUUGUUUGAAUUAGGUCUGCCACAACAUAGCUGUCAUCUUACCCUACUUAUAGCUAGCCUAAUUGGACCAAGCCUACCACAACUAAACUGGGUUGCAUCAUUUAAUUAAUAGGGCUUUGAAUGAAUCAAUUCAUUUAGCUUCCCAGUUAUUUCACUGGUCAAAUCACAGUUACAGUGCGUAGGAAUAAGUUUGGAGAUGUUUACAAGUUGGAAACACAAUUGAGUGUCACAAUUUCUUGUAUGCUCCUUUUCUGUGUCCAGUUUGUUUCAGUGAGGUUUUGCUAAAACUAUUACCAAAAAUGUUCUGUAUGAAAAUGUUUCAUUCUUUUAGUUUCGAACUCUUUUUCUGCUCCCCCAUACACUGUAUUACUUCAUGCCACCUCUGUCGUCUUACCUUUUUAAAGUGUAAAACACUUUCACCUCUGUUACUCUGCCUAUUAGUAGAGCUAGUUCCGAGAAACAAUACCAUCACACCAUUUGUAUUUUGGUGUGUGUGUGUGUGUGUCUGUAGAUGUAAAUAUGUGUGUGUGUGUAGCUGUAUGAAACGAAUUAUUUUGCAAUUAGUUAUUUGUAUUUUUCUACAUUGUGUAUGGUGUUGGUUGGUGGUGUAAUACUUCUUGUGGGUCUGUGACACACACUCCUGUAUUAUGAUGGUAGUACACUUCUCUGCAAUUUGGUAUGACUACUGUACCUAAUGUAUCACAGUCCUGUACUGUUGUUCUCCUGUGUGACACAACUCUGUGCUGUUUCUAUCAUAUGACACAACUAUACUGUGGUGUUAAUCAUUAACCAAACAGUUCCAUUUAACCGACGUCUUCAUAUAAGCAUCCUUUUCCUGUUCUGCCAACAGUGACAUAUUUAUUUCUGUAUUUUCCCCUCAUCCUCUUUUACACACACACACACACACACACACACACACACACACACACACACACACACACACACACACACACACACACACACACACACACACACACUCACAUAACUAUAGUUGCUCAUUACAUGAGAGACCUAACUUCAGGUGUGCUAGUAACUCUCUUAACAUAAACACCUGGCACUGCUAUUCUGCUAUCACUCCAUAUCACCUUCAUCUUAUUCACUAACAUUCAUCUAACUGAGAAUAUUUACAAAUUCUAUAACUGGCCAGUUUCCAUACUCUCCUUCAACUAAUAGUUGUCCGUCCAUUUCAAGGAAAUCCUUCUUCUUUCUACACCUUCAUUCCUUUCAGUUUGUUGCUUCCCUGCAGUUUCUUUUGCAUUGUGUACAAUGUGGUGAGACCAGACCCUUUCCCUCCUGGGCUGACUUUGCCUUUCAUUUUUUCAAGGUUUGCAUAGUGUCAAUAAAGUAAAUUACCAGUUAUACAUUGAAAUUGAUUCAAUCAACUGUGCUUGCUCCAUUCACAGAAACAGCUGUGUGCCUGAUUAAAAGAAUUUUCUAUUAAUUAUUUUCAUUAUCAUCAUUUCAUUGUCAUCAUCACCAUCAUUAUUAUUAAGGGCAGUAGAGUGACAGAAAAAUAGCGUAUCGGAUAAAAUACCUAAAUAGUAUUUAAUUCCAUCCCUUUAUGUUUGGAAUCCAAAUCACACUGGGAUCAACUUUUCCUGAUUGAGUUGAAAAUAACCCAUCCGCUACAAUUUUGGAGCUUUAAGCUCAUGUACACAUAAAUAAAACCAAAUCAUUAUUCUUAUUAUUAACAGGCACUAAGCCACAGGAGUCAGUUGUCAUUAAAACAAGUCCUUGGUUUUGGUUCCUUGUUUGAAUCUGCUUUGUUUUCAUUGCUUGAGAAAAAAAAAAGGCAUGAAUGUCUCAAACCAUUCCCUCCCUUUCCAAAAAAACUGAUGCUUCAUAUUUAUGGUAAAAAAAAAAAAAAUUCUUCAAUUGUAAUGUCUUUGUUUUUGUGUUUUUAAUGAAUUUCUCAACCGAUUGCAUCUGUUUCUAAAUGAGACUCUUUAUUCAAACUGUGUAACCUUCACUUCCAUUCUGCUACACAUCAUAAUCAACAAUCAGCUAAAGUGAGCCUGCCUUAACCUCCUGCAACACUCAUCAUUCUUCAGUUGUUUCGAACACAUCUUUUAGAACUUUCCUCCAUAAAUGUUCUGUUAACCUCUUAUUUCAACUGUUGGUUCCUUUUAUGUAAGGAGAGAAUAUCUGAGGAAAAUAUUGAAAUGCAGCCUUGGCAGUAUUAGAAUGGCUUUUUGUUCUUGGUGUCACAUUUCACUUAGCCUUGUUAUGUAUAUUACAACUUGGUUAAACCAUCAUCUCCAGUGAAGCCAGGAUUAUUCACUUAACCCAUCAGCUAGAAACUUGGGCAGACCCAGCAAUGCUGUUUGGUUCAUAUGUGAUACACCAACAUCACUAAAUUUGGUCUUAGCUGGAAGGGGCAACUGGGUUGUUUCGCCUCAGACAGAUGGUAGGGAGUUUUGUCUGAACAGCAGUAAUAGUGGUGGUAUAUUGGAGGCUUUGGGGAGGUGAUAGGGUCAGUUAAUGGUCAGUGUGUUAAUCGUCAGUCACUUGAAUUUACUCCACUGCAUCUCCUCCCCACCUAAAUUUGGCCUUGUUUUUUUUGUUUUUUGUCAAAAGUGAAUCAUUAAUGUUGCACCAAAUAUGUUUAAAAACUUGGUCUGCAAAAAAAACUAAGGAAUAAAAUAUCAAUCCUUGUAACAUUUUCCCUUUAAUUUAAGUAUGUAACAAGGCUAAGUAAACAUAGUACUUGUGUGGCUGAACAGUAAAACAUUCUUAUUUUACCAGUUUUUUUUAUAGAAACAACAGCACAACCUAUGUUUUAAGUAUCCUGGACAGUUUUGCUCUCCAAGAUUGUGUAAACCAUCUAAUGUCAACUGCUGCUUGAGUGUGGGGGCUGACUGUGGUUUAGUACUGUAUAUUGUAUUCUAGGCUAAAUAGUUGGGAUUCAUUUUUCAAUUCUGCUAGUAUGGGCCUUGAUCUUUGUCUCCAGUGACCUGGCAGCAGAAGUGGUUGCCUCAUGAUCACAAAUGGUGUGCACCUGGACCUAGCUACUAAACUUUCCCUGCUUUUGCUUGGUUGUCAACAGCCUUGCUAACCUUUUGAGAAACUGGUAGAGCACUGAGCAGACAGAAAAAAAAUGAUGUGUAGUCAGGUGGUCUCUACAGUGCCAAGAUCAAAUACUGUCACAAGAGUAUCACUGCUACUGCUGCUGCUACUACUACUACUACUACUCCUAUUACUACCACCUUUGUUAUUCCCUGACCCCUCUCUCAUCUCUUCUGGCCAGAAUGAUAGUCAUGCUACUACUGAACAUACAGUUGGCUACAAAAGAUCCUAGAGAUUUUUUUCUUUUUCUUUUUAUUUUUUAUUUGUAUUUUUUUAAUUAUAUGUAUGUAUGUAUAUAUAAUAUAUAUAUAUAUGUAUAUUUCUUUUAUGUUUGAAAUUCUCUUUCUGCUGCUUUAUUAAAGCCUUUUACAAUUUUUUUCUUCCAAUCAGAA
Octopus bimaculoides (California two-spot octopus) is the source of this 6710-nucleotide messenger RNA. RefSeq names its product inner nuclear membrane protein Man1. Gene Ontology annotation, biological process: nuclear envelope organization; negative regulation of BMP signaling pathway. Gene Ontology annotation, molecular function: chromatin DNA binding. The record is from RefSeq and is a predicted model, not a curated record. NCBI's taxonomy places the organism in Eukaryota, Metazoa, Mollusca, Cephalopoda, Octopoda, Octopodidae.